GGGAGCUCAGUCAAACCAUCAGAGAGAGUGAUAGAGAUGAUUGAGACAAGUUCAGAUGGGUUAUGAAUGAGUACCGAACUAGCUAAAAGGACUACUGCACAUUUUAAAAAGGACCUUUUGGAUUACCUCCUACAACUUGGCAAAAAUACCCUUUUGAAGCCGCAAUGGCCGAUAGCAGCGGUCCGCCAUUGUCAUCCUACAUCAUGGAUGAAGAAACUCUAAAGAGAAAACAAAAGGAGAAGCUGAAGAAGCUGAUGUCUACAGGAGGCAACCCAAGGCCUGCACGCUCUCUCCUCUUCUUGACACUUAGGAAUCCAUUCCGCAAGGCGUGCAUCAGUGUUGUGGAGUGGAAACCAUUUGAAAUCAUAAUCCUACUGGCCAUCUUUGCCAACUGCGUGGCCCUGGCUGUGUACUUGCCCAUGCCUGAGGAAGACAGCAACAACACCAAUAGCAACUUGGAAAGCCUGGAGUACAUCUUCCUCAUCAUCUUCUCCAUAGAAUGUUUCUUGAAGAUCGUUGCCUAUGGAUUUCUUUUUCAUACAGAUGCUUACUUAAGAAACUGCUGGAACAUUCUGGACUUUGUGUGUGUGUCCGUAGGCUUGUUCACUGUGGUUGUGGAUGCCAUCAACCACAUCAGUGGAGUGGAGGCAACAGUGGGAGAAAAAGGUGGUGGCUUUGACAUGAAGGCUCUGCGUGCAUUCAGAGUCCUCCGACCGCUCAGACUGGUGUCUGGAGUUCCCAGUCUUCAAGUGGUGAUGAACUCCAUCUUGAAGUCAUUGCUGCCCCUUUUUCACAUCACCCUACUUGUCCUGUUCAUGGUCACUAUUUACUCCAUCAUGGGAUUGGAGCUCUUCAAGUGCAAAAUGCACAAGACGUGCUACUACACAGGCACAGAUAUCAUUGCCACAGUGGAGAAUGAAAAGCCAGCUCCGUGUGCCCAAGCAGGGAACGGUCGUCGUUGUACCAUCAACGGCACAGAGUGUCGUGCUGGCUGGCCAGGCCCGAACAAUGGAAUCACCCACUUCGACAACCUAGGCUUCUCCAUGCUGACUGUCUACCAGUGUAUCACCACACAGGGGUGGACUGAUGUCCUCUAUUGGGUCAAUGAUGCUAUAGGAAUGGAAUGGCCAUGGAUCUUUUUUACUACGCUCAUCCUGGUCGGCUCCUUCUUCGUGCUGAACCUGGUUCUGGGCGUGCUCAGUGGGGAGUUCACGAAAGAGCGAGAGAAGGCCAAGUCCCGAGGAGAAUUUCAGAAGCUGAGGGAAACCCAGCAGCUUGAUGAGGACCUCAAGGGAUACAUGGAGUGGAUAACUCAGGCUGAGGUCAUGGACAAUGACCAGGAAGGACAGGGGUUGCUCAGCACAGAAAAUGGAUCAGAGACUGGAAGUGUCAACAAAAUGGACACCAUGCAGAUGAUCAUCUAUUACUAUAAGCUGGCUCGUAAGUGGAAUCGUUGGUUACGGCGUAAAUGCAGAGUGUAUGUGAAGUCCAAACUAUUCCACUGGUGGGUGAUCAUGCUCGUCCUGCUUAAUACACUGGCCAUCGCAACGGAACACCACAGACAGUCCCAGAGACUCACAAACUGGCAAGACAAUGCCAAUAAGCUGCUGCUGUCCAUGUUUGCACUUGAGAUGUUCAUGAAGAUGUACGCUCUCGGCUUUCCGUCUUACUUCAUGUCCCUCUUCAAUCGCUUUGACUGCUUUGUGGUGUCCACUGGCAUUAUGGAGCUCAUCCUUGUCCACGUGGGUGUCAUGUCAGUCAUGGGCAUUUCUGUGCUGCGCUGCAUCCGCCUGCUCCGCCUGCUCAAAGUCACCAGAUACUGGACAUCUCUCAGUAAUCUGGUGGCUUCUCUUUUGAACUCGGUACGUUCCAUUGCCUGCUUGCUGCUGCUCCUCUUCCUCUUCAUUGUCAUAUUCUCCCUGCUGGGCAUGCAGGUGUUUGGAGGGAAAUUCAACUUCCCAAAUCAACCCAAACCCCGCAGCACCUUUGACAGCUUUCCUCAGGCCCUCAUCACUGUGUUUCAAAUUUUGACUGGUGAGGACUGGAACACCGUGAUGUAUGACGGCAUCAUGGCUCAUGAAGGACCCAGCAUGCCUGGUAUCCUGGUCAGCAUCUACUUCAUCAUCCUUUUUGUCUGUGGAAAUUUCAUCCUACUAAAUGUCUUUCUGGCCAUUGCUGUUGAUAACCUGGCAGAGGCUGAGUCUUUGACUUUGGCACAGAAGGAGAAAGCAGAGGAGAAAAUACGAAAGAGAGCUCUCAGGGCCAACAUGCCUGACAAGGCUUCAGAGGAGAAAGCAAAUCUGGCAAAAAAGCUGGCUGAGCAAAGGGCCAAAGGUGUGGAGGGAAUCCCUACAACUGCCAAGCUCAAAAUCGACGAGUUUGAGUCCAAUGUCAAUGAGAUCAAGGACCCUUUCCCCCCAGCUGACUUUCCUGGUGAUGAUGAGGAGGAAGACCCAGAGAUCCCAGAAAGCCCGAGACCUCGUCCAAUGGCAGAUCUGCAGCUGAAGGAGGAAGCGGUUCCAAUGCCAGAAGCCAGCUCGUUUUUUAUCUUUGGACCUCAGAACAAGUUCCGGAAGCUCUGUCAUCGUAUUAUCAAUGCAACGACUUUCACCAACAUCAUCCUCCUCUUCAUCCUGCUAUCAUCUAUUUCUUUAGCUGCUGAGGAUCCCAUUGACCCCAUGUCCUUCAGGAACCAGGUGUUGGCGUCUGCUGAUAUAGUCUUCACUUCGGUGUUCACAGCGGAAAUUGUGCUCAAGAUGACAACAUACGGUGCAAUUCUUCACGAAGGGUCUUUCUGUCGGAACUCUUUCAACAUCUUGGAUCUUCUGGUGGUCAGUGUAUCUCUCCUCUCAAUGGGCAUGGAAUCUAGUGCCAUCUCUGUGGUGAAGAUUCUCCGGGUGUUAAGGGUACUCCGGCCCCUGAGGGCCAUCAACCGAGCAAAGGGACUCAAGCAUGUCGUCCAGUGCGUGUUUGUUGCCAUCAAGACCAUUGGAAACAUUGUAGCGGUCACAAUGCUACUGGACUUCAUGUUUGCCUGCAUCGGAGUCCAACUUUUCAAAGGAAAGUUCUAUGCCUGCACAGAUCCUGACAAAAUGACUGAAGAAACAUGCAAGGGCUGGUACAUGAAGUACCAGGAAGGAGGACUUCAUGAGAUUGAGGUCCAUAAGAGGGAAUGGACCAACUCAGAACUUAACUUUGACAACAUCCUCAAUGGCAUGCUGGCUCUUUUCACCAUCUCUACCUUUGAAGGCUGGCCAAAGAUACUAUAUAAAGCUAUUGAUUCAAACUUGGAGGAUUAUGGUCCAAUGUACAACAACCGUGUGGCCAUCUCAAUCUUCUUUAUCAUCUACCUCAUCCUUAUCGCCUUCUUCAUGAUGAAUAUAUUUGUGGGCUUUGUCAUCGUGACCUUCCAGGAGCAAGGAGAGCAGGAAUACAAGGACUGUGAACUGGACAAAAACCAACGCCAGUGUGUGCAGUAUGCUCUCAAGGCCAGACCUCUGCGAUGUUAUAUUCCUAAGAACCCCUACCAGUAUCAGGUGUGGUACGUCGUCACCUCCUGCUACUUCGAGUACCUAAUGUUCCUCCUCAUUAUGCUCAACACCAUGUGUCUUGGAAUGCAGCACUGUAAGCAGUCAGAUCACGUAACUCACCUGUCUGACAUGCUGAAUGUCAUUUUCACCGUGCUCUUCACUGUGGAGAUGAUCCUUAAACUUAUGGCCUUCAAAGCAAAGGGUUAUUUCGGAGACCCUUGGAAUGUCUUUGACUUUGUCAUCGUCAUUGGAAGUGUUGUGGACGUGAUGCUGAGUGAAAUUGAUGCAGCACUGGCCUCCUCUGGAGGACUUUACUGUCUCCACGGCUGCACUGCAGUGGAUCCCAUGCAAGCAAUUGCGUCUUCUGAGAACAUGAGCGUGUCAGUCACAUUCUUCAGACUGUUUCGAGUCAUGCGUCUUGUGAAACUUUUGAAUCGUUCCGAGGGAAUACGGAAUCUUCUCUGGACCUUCAUCAAAUCUCUUCAGGCUCUUCCCUAUGUGGCUCUGCUAAUUCUUAUGCUGUUCUUUAUAUAUGCUGUGGUUGGAAUGCAGAUAUUUGGUAAAAUUGCAUUAGUAGACGGCACAUACAUCGUCAGGAACAAUAACUUCCAGACAUUCCCACAGGCUGUGUUGGUGUUAUUCAGAUGUGCUACAGGUGAGGCAUGGCACGAAGUGAUGUUGGCUUGCAUGUAUGGAAAAAGAUGUGAUCCCAAGUCAGACUUCUUGCCUGGAGAAGAGUCAACAUGUGGAUCCAACUUCGCCAUCAUCUACUUCAUGAGUUUCUACAUGCUUUGUGCAUUCUUGAUCAUCAAUCUGUUUGUGGCGGUCAUCAUGGAUAACUUUGACUAUCUGACACGUGAUUGGUCCAUCCUUGGUCCCCAGCACUUGGAUGAGUUUAAGAAAAUCUGGGCAGAAUACGACCCUGAGGCCACGGGGCGUAUUAAGCAUCUUGAUGUAGUGACACUGCUACGAAGAAUACCUCCUCCACUGGGUUUUGGAAAAUUCUGUCCACAUCGUAUCGCCUGCAAGAGGUUGGUCUCCAUGAAUAUGCCACUCAAUAAUGAUGGAACAGUCACCUUCAACGCCACACUGUUUGCCCUGGUUAGAACUGCACUGAAAAUAAAGACAGAAGGAAAUUUUGAACAAGCCAACGAGGAGCUGAGGGGAAUUAUCAAGAAGAUCUGGAAACGCACGAGUAUGAAACUUCUGGAUCAAGUCAUCCCACCUAUAGGAGAUGAUGAGGUGACAGUCGGAAAGUUCUACGCUACUUUCCUUAUCCAGGAUUAUUUCAGGAAAAUGAAGAAAAGACAGGAAGAAUACUACGGCUCCCGGCCAACCAAUAAAUGUGCUACACAUGAGAUACAGGCAGGCUUGAGGAACAUUGAAGAGGAGGUGGCCACGGAGCUCCAUAGAGCCAUCUCCGGAGAGCUUCUGCAUGAAGAGGAGAUGGAUAGAGGUCCUGAUGAAAUUGCAGAGGAAGCCAUCUUCAGGAGACAAGGUAGUCUUACUGGAAACCAGUCGGACAGCGACAGCGAACUGGCACAUCCGCACCAGGCCACUGGGCAGCGCUCUCUGCAGACGGCAGCAGUCAACAACAAUAUAAAUAUCCCAAACAACAACAACAACACUCAUCACAGCCAUUAUUAACAGAAGAACUGGCCUCUGACCAAGAAUGUCUGUACUUCAAAGCCAUCACCUUUGACCUUUGACUUCAGCUAAAUGAAGAUAGAGGGAGUUUCUUAACGGCUGCAAAGGACUGGGAUGAAAGGGGCGGCCGACCACUUUCAACCUUCAUCUACAUAUAGCAAGAGGCUCAGGAGGAGCAAGAACUGCAGUGCUGAUCAUUAAUAUGAUCAUUAACACUGCCGGUCACAGACUGUUUCCUUCAUAUAAUCAUGAACUAAACUAUUUCACCCAUUCAAAAUGAAUUUCAUAUUCAUCCUCUCCUAUUCUAAUAAUAGGAGGGUUAAAGAUGUUUGAAUUUCGAUGAGACUGAAUCAAAAGCUGGAAGUAAAACUAAAACGUUGAGCUCAAUGAGACAAAAAUGUUAAGUAGAUGAGAAGUGUAGUAGUAUGUCUAUGUUGUGUAGUUGUUUUUCUUUGUGUGUGAUUCAGUGUGUUUAGACUGUGUGAUUAAAGUCUAAUUACAAAAGCA
This is a messenger RNA of Gasterosteus aculeatus aculeatus (three-spined stickleback), 5684 nucleotides long. Its product is annotated as dihydropyridine-sensitive L-type skeletal muscle calcium channel subunit alpha-1. Lineage: Eukaryota; Metazoa; Chordata; Actinopteri; Perciformes; Gasterosteidae. Gene Ontology annotation, molecular function: high voltage-gated calcium channel activity; calcium ion binding. Gene Ontology annotation, cellular component: membrane; voltage-gated calcium channel complex. Gene Ontology annotation, biological process: calcium ion import across plasma membrane. The record is from RefSeq and is a predicted model, not a curated record.